AUGCUGGCCAAGCCAUCGAGAGCAACUGUGGAGUCGCGUGGGUGGCUCUCGCUCUUGCGCACAAUGCUCUGGUUCAGUGUCCUGGCAUACAUUCCCAUGUCGGCGACGUACUUUCUGCGGUCCGACCCGAGGAAACCACGACUGCAAGACUUCGUGCUGGCCCGCCUCGUCUCUGAUACCUUUGCGUAUGGAGUGGGGUCGGGUAACGACGGACACGGAGAAGCAUACGUUGAAACGCACGCAACGAUGCUGCUCCAUUCUCUCGCCGGAAGUAUCGCGCUGGCCCUAGGCCUUUCCCAGUUCUCCGACAGUUUCCGUAAGGCGUAUCCGACUGUCCAUCGGUGGUUCGGCUACGUGUACGUCACCUGCGGAGGCACUCUGGUCCCCCUCUCAGCUGUGAACUUUCUCCUGCGCACCGGACCGCUCGGAACCUUCUCCGGGCCUUCAUUUGCGUUUAUUCUGUGGUUGCUCUCCGGAGCAACUGCGCUGACCGCCUUUCUCGCCCUCCAAGCUGCCAUGCAGCGUAAGAUUGAACGACAUCGAGACUUGAUUGCACUCAACUUUGCGUUCAUGUGCAGCGCACCCUUGCUGCGCUACGCCUGGAUAGUUCUCGGCAACUUCUGGGACGAAACAAAGGAGUUCAUCAACUUGAUUUCCGGUGUUUGGGCCUCCAGCUUCUUGCUUUGCUCCGCCAUCUUUUAUAUACGCACGCGCAAAGGACGACCACAGCAUCCACGGAAGCCCAUCACUGCUCCGACGAUUGUUGCUGUUCUUGCUUCAGCUGUCCUCGGAACUCUUUUUCUCGCCGCCAAGAUCCCUGCCACCCAAUGGUGGCGCCCUGUGCCGUUGUUCUGGUGCACUGUGCCGCCGCUGGUGGUUGAGCAAACCGCGUUUCUUGUCCUAGCAAUAGCUGCUACAGAUGACAACAGUCGGGCUUACUGGCACACGUUUAUCUUGGGGCUUUUCACGUUCCCUCUCUGGGCUUCUGUGUCGUUUGAGAUCUGUCGUUAUCUUCUUCACGGCGACAGCGGGACUGCCUGGUACUCGGCCGUGGUUGGUGGUUGGGGCGUGUCAGGCUUUUUCAGCUUCUUGGUCAACGUUUAUUCGACUUCGUACUUGGUUGACGACCGAAAGCAUUUUUCUGAUGCUAUCAAGCCCAAAGCAUUGCUUUGA
Molecule: messenger RNA, 1173 nt
Organism: Sporisorium graminicola
Lineage: Eukaryota; Fungi; Basidiomycota; Ustilaginomycetes; Ustilaginales; Ustilaginaceae
Exons: 1
Coding region: 1-1173 (390 amino acids)
Source: RefSeq, a predicted model, not a curated record